Messenger RNA from Diaporthe amygdali, 264 nucleotides. RefSeq lists its product as uncharacterized. Bases 1 to 264 code for a protein of 87 amino acids. The transcript has 2 exons. Lineage: Eukaryota; Fungi; Ascomycota; Sordariomycetes; Diaporthales; Diaporthaceae. The record is from RefSeq and is a predicted model, not a curated record.
AUGCCACUGAUUGUCAAGGCGAUCCUCGACGAUCUCUCGCUGAGGCUCCUCCCCACUGCACUUCUAUCGUACAACGGAACCGUAUCGGCGAGACAAGAGAUGGAGGCGGCGCCUCUGAGACAGAUUGGGGAAAACCUCAUCAAAGAAGGCGUUGCUUCAGAAAGCAAUAGCACCUCGCAUUGGGCCGCCGAUGCAUUCACAAGUGGGAAACAGUCGCUCGCCCACGGGAUCAGCAUAUCAGGAAACAAGAUGGCGGCUUCAUGA